AAAUGGACAUCAACCUAGGAUUUAAAUUGUCACCAACAUGCUGCAUCAAUAGGAUCAGGCAGAGUGAUAGAGUUAACAUUCUCUAUUGCUCUGGAAUCGGGGCUUCCCCUGAUUCAAUCACUCCUUAUAUGGCUUGAUGACGUACUACGUCAUCUGUCAGCCACGGAGGACACGCCCCUUUAAUUCGCAAAGUUUGCGGAAGUUAUUGUUUGACUCGGACGGUGAAGUAAACACUGUGCCCGUUGUUUACCUCGUACACACACUCAAAUCACCAGGUUGUUUAAGGUUUUUAAGAGAUGGACAUCAACUCGGAGAAGAAACAGCGGAUCCUCUCCAGGUAUAAAUUCCAUGAUGUUGCAAUAGAGGAGUUAGAGAAAAUCCAUCGUGUGUACCCUGAUAUGCAACUAUCGAACGGCACCUACACUUUUACUGACGGCACUCAGAAAGAUCUCCUGAAGCUGAUAGGAAACCUUCCAGUAACAUAUGACGGGCAAUCGUACAACUUCCCGAUCCUGCUGUGGCUGCUGGACUCCUUCCCCUUCACGCCUCCCAUCUGCCUGCUGCGGCCCACCCCCGCCAUGGUGAUCAGGGAGGGCCGGCACGUGGACGCCCGGGGACGCAUCUACCUGCCCAUGCUACACAACUGGGACCACCCCAAGACCAACGUGGUGGCUCUUCUGAAGGAGAUGAGCACCAAGUUCCAGCAGGAGGCGCCGCUGUCGUCGAAGGCCAGCGGAGACGAGGACCCCCACAAGCUGCUGGCGUCCAUCUCCAGCCUCCAGAAAGAAGGAGGAGUACGGCACCACGACCAACCCCACCACAAAGUGUCCGUCAUAGGGGGAGGGGACUUGGGAAUGGCUACCGUGAUGAGCAUCUUGGCCAAGGGCAUGGUGGACAAACUGGUUUUCAUCGAUGUGGCGGAGAGCUCAACCAAGGGUGGAAGCGGCGACCUUGAGAUCUUCAGACUGCCCAAGGUGGAGGUGUCCAAAGAUCUGUCUGCAUCAGCAGGGUCCGCGGUCGUCGUGGUGACGGCCAACGCGUGGAGCAACGAGCAGUCGUACGAGGGUGUGGUGCAGACCAACGUUGACAUGUACCGCGGGAUCAUCCCCACGCUGGCCCGCCACAGCCCCCACGCAGUGAUGCUCAUCGCCUCCCACCCAGUCGACAUCAUGACCCACGUGGCCUGGAGGCAGAGCGGCCUGCCCCCCACGCACGUGAUCGGGGCAGGGUACAAUCUGGACUCAGAGCGCCUCUGCCAGGCGCUGGACAUCAACCUCAACGUACACAAGCAGGCCUGGAUCCUCGGAGAGCAGACGGGUGGAAAGGUGGCGGUCAUGAGUAACGUUGGGACCAGUUCCAGCCAGGCCAGCCAGAGGGUGCAGAUCGCUCCGAGCUCCAGCGCCAGUAAACCCCUGCUGGAGAGGGCGCUGGACAUGACGAAGAACCGAGGCCAGCGGUCGUGGUCCGUGGGUCUGUCCCUCGCCGACAUCACCCACACCGUCCUGACGGGCCGCCACAAGGUCCACUCCAUCUCCACCCUGGCCCAGGGCUGGGGCGGGGUGGUGUCGGAGGUCUUCCUCAGCCUGCCCUGCCUUCUGGGUGCAAACGGAUCCAUGCGUCUGGCCGAGACCACCCUGGGCCAGGAGGACCGCUCUGCGCUCGAGACCAGCGUCACCUCCCUCUCCGACCUUAUGACCAAGCUGAGGCUAUGACCGCUGCUCCAGGACUCCUGUCCCAACCCUAGCGGCUAGCAGUUAGCAUCAACCGCUAGCAGCUAGCACCAACCGCUAGCAGCUGGCACCAACCGCUAGCAGCUAGCACCAACCCCUAGCCAGAUCCUAACUAAACACGUUGCAACUCUACCGAGCGAGACCCAAGCCAGCAUGUUCCUGGUUGGUGUGUUUCACCAAACUGGGUUGAAGUAGACGUGUUGGGUUUCCUGUGCCCGCCAAACACUAACAAAGAUGCAGUCCAUGAAGUUGUGAUAUAACAAAUGUUUUUUUUAAACACGGGUAAAUAAUGCGAAUGCUGUCUUUUUCGUAAAUUAUGAAUUUUUUACAUUGUCAUCUCAUUCAUGAAGAAUAAUGCAGACAAAAUGGAUGUAGAAAAAUGUUUAACAAAACUCGAUAUUUUACCAAAGAGAAAUACCUUGACGACCUUUGACCUUUUGCACUUUCACCAGACAGGUACGUUAGAGGCUUAGGUAAAUGCAUACCUCAUGAAAAGGAUAUCUCCCAGAAAAUGUAAAGAUACUCUGUUGUUGAAGUGCCUUUUCUCAUAUAUCCUAACUAUAUAUUUGUCCAUGACAAAAGGUGGAAGUGGUGUAUAGUAUAUAAUACUAAGUGCAAUAAACGUGAGACUUUA
Messenger RNA from Gadus macrocephalus (Pacific cod), 2364 nucleotides. RefSeq names its product UEV and lactate/malate dehyrogenase domains (gene uevld). The transcript is spliced from 12 exons. The record is from RefSeq and is a predicted model, not a curated record. NCBI's taxonomy places the organism in Eukaryota, Metazoa, Chordata, Actinopteri, Gadiformes, Gadidae. Gene Ontology annotation, molecular function: oxidoreductase activity, acting on the CH-OH group of donors, NAD or NADP as acceptor. Gene Ontology annotation, biological process: protein modification process; carboxylic acid metabolic process; protein transport. Bases 297 to 1712 code for a protein of 471 amino acids.